ACAUCAAAACUCAAAUCACCCCAAACAAACAAACCGACCUCCCAUCUCCCCAAAUAAUAAUAAAUAAUAAUAUUAUUAUUACUCCCAUUUCCCUUUCCACCCCCUCGUUCGCAUCGCUUCUUCUUCCUCCUUCUAAACCCCCACCACCAUGAGCAGCGGCGAGGCUAGGGUUUCCAUUCCUCACAACGCCCGUAAACUUAUUCAACAAGUCACCAAAACCCUAACCCACAACCACACCGAUGCCUUCGUAUACUCCACCCUCAUCGACUCCGCCAUGGAUCCCGCCGAAGCUACCCGCAGAUUGAAGAUGAUUCACGACAUUCGAGAGAUUGCCGGAAAGCACAGCGUUGAGGAUGUCUAUACAAUGCUCAAAGAGUGUAAUCUCGAUGCUAAUGAAGCUGCUCAGAGGCUGUUGUAUAUCGUUGAAUCAAGGCUUGUUGUUUGAUGGAUGUGCUGGUUUUGGAUCAAUCUAUACUUUUCAUGUGGUUAAAAAGAAACACGACCGGCGAAAAAUCAUAAGCAGUGAUGUUUCUCAAGAGAAUAAACAGACACGGGGUAAUCAAUGGAGGGGAGAUAAGGGUGGGCGAGGGACUUUCUACGCGUCAAAAGUUUUUGAAGAUGUUGGCGGUGGGAGAAAUUUGAGUUCCGGGAAGGAAUAUGGUGCUACUAAUCGCGUAGAGAAGGUUUUGAAGCCAGCCGUGCCAGGUCAUAUGGGAAAAGAAAACAACAUAGUACAUGUGUCAAAUUCUUGUGCCAAUGUCAAUGGUACACCAGCUUUAUCCAAUGGGAAUUACAACCAUAAGCUUGCAUCUGUAUCACCUGCAGAUAUCGCAUCCCCUACCUCGGAUCAUGUUGUCGUUUCAUCUCAGAACACCAAGCACAUGUGCGCUGUGGGUACAAUAAAAUGUGAGAUCGUAAAACGUAGUGGUUCUAAUGAAUCAAAUGCAAGAAUUCCAGCUGGCAAGAAGUUUACUGCUGAUCAGUCAGGUACAGGUACCAUUUCCAUUAUCGCAGAAGCUGUAGAUUCUGACCGAAAGUCGAACGUAGCUGAAAAGAACCAGAUCUCAGAUUCUUCGCAGCCUCUUUUGUCGUCAACCCAAAACAGCGGACAGGUUGUCAAUUCUAUUCAGGAUAAUCAGCAGCAUCCUCAAUCAUUAAAAGAGCCUCUAAAUGAUUUGGUUCCCGAAGAAGAAUCUGAGUUGACUAUAUCAGCUUCGAAACUUGAUGUGAUGUUGGAGAAGUUGACGUUAUCUUCUCACCAAGCUGUUAUUUUCCCUGAUCAUAUACAAGUUCCCGAAAAAUAUAAAAGUCAGUUCGUAUUCGGAACUUUGGAUGUCACUAUCGAUGAUUGCAAGCCUAUUUCCGUUACUGAAUCUACUCAGCAAAACGAAGUUGUAAAAGAACCUUCUUUGAGCAAUGGAAACGCUUCCGCAAUAGCGCAGGAAGGUGAAGUUCAAGAUCAUGUUUCUGAAGAUGUAUCGUGUUUAGAAGAUAACAUCGCACCUGAAUCUUCUGCUCCAACACACGAGCAGACGGUGGAGAUAGUACCCCCUCCCCCUUCAACGGGAUUUCAGAAUAUUCCGGUUCUUCAAACCACAAGGGACUACUAUGGUUAUAUGCCACCUCUUAUGGGCCCACAUUUUGUGCAACUUGAUUUACCUGAGCCACAGAAUGGGCACUCUCAAGCUGUAUCUUCAGUGGGUCAGUCUCCGGUAACACAACCUGCAAUCGCUAGCCAGAGUACUUUAGCGUUAUCCCCACCGCUGUUUCCUUAUUUCAGACCAUAUCCAAACUACAUCCCUUAUAACCCGUAUUUCCCGCAUAUGUAUUUGCCGCCAAAUGCCCAUUUGUUGACCCACGGUGUCUUCCCUCAGCCAUCACUGCCACCAACUGCUGUCAAUGUCCAUCAUAUGGCGGCAACAGCAGGGCUGACGAUACCUACUCCUUCACAGAACAAACAAGGAAGUAACGAAGAUAAUACCGCAUCUGAAACAAAAGAUAACACUAUUCUUUCAACGGUUCAACAGGUUGAAGAUACACAAGCUCGGGCUCAAGCACCUCUCGAUUUACCAAAUAUACUGCCAAAUUAUUUCUACGGCUUCCCACAUGGACAACACAUGGCGGCCUUUUCGCCUUUACAAGCUGCUGCGCUUUAUCAUUCUUCACAGACCAUGACCGCUCAAUCUACCAUACAACCGCCAUUCAUGUAUCAACAACCACCACCUACUGGCGGUACGAUUGAACACUCUCAACAUCAGCAUGCACCACAGAUAAACCAUAACGACACCGCAUUAGUGAACACGGGGACUGGUUGAUUUUAGGUUUGUUACAUCAUGUUGAUGUUUUUUUGGAAGGAGAAGAUAGGAUAUAUUUUGACUGACCCAAUUUGUAUAUAUACAAAGUUUGGGCCAUUGUGAUUUUUAAACACUAGGUAGGGAUUCAUGAGGGGCAGUUGUGAUUGUGAAACGUAUCAAAGUUUUCUAGUCAGAAUGCGAUGUUAGAACUUGAAAAGCUCGAUUAUCAUACACCGUUAGCUACAGUUUUUUCGUUUUGA
Messenger RNA from Helianthus annuus (common sunflower), 2554 nucleotides. RefSeq names its product GBF-interacting protein 1. Lineage: Eukaryota; Viridiplantae; Streptophyta; Magnoliopsida; Asterales; Asteraceae. The transcript has 11 exons. Bases 354 to 2315 code for a protein of 653 amino acids. The record is from RefSeq and is a predicted model, not a curated record.